AUGGAUUCCUCUACAGUAUCAUUUGAGUUGGAGAGUUCAGGAUCUGAUACACCGCCGAGUGAACUACCUCCGGUCACGUCGAAUGGUACUAAAGAAGGAGAAAAAACACAUUCGCCUAUGGCGAAAUCGCAGCAUCACAGUUACCCGUCCACACCAAUCAUAGUACCGAAAACGCUUCAAGCGCAUGCAGCUGUACGUUCUACAGAUAUUGAAAGCCAUGAUUCUCAUGAAUUUCCGAGUUUGCUCUCGACACAGAAGAAGACAUCAGGCUUUUCAUUGGAACGCUCACUUCGUUCAGUCGCUCAGUACUUAACUUCUAAACCUGAACCAAACUUUCAAGAGAGGCAUAUUCUUCUUGAGGAUUCACCAACCCAUCCAGCCCAAUUUGUAAUACGUCAGGUGAUGAGGAAAUCCAAUUGUGGUAACAACUCCAUUAAUCAUCUUGGUGGGAUUGUUGAGAUUUUUUCUCUUAAACGGUUAUUAGAUGUUUGCGCCUUUUCAGUACCUGAGAAAGAUACCUUUGUAUUUAAAAUGCUACCCCAGUCUUAUCACCACUGUGGAGCAGAAGAAUCUGCUGCUCAUACAAGUUACGCUCCGGCUGGAACCUACUCUUCUUCAUCCGUAAGCUCUCAUGGUGAUGUUGGCUUGCAGCUUCUCUUUAGGGGAACAACUGCUGUUUUCUCAGCGGCAAAAGAGUAUUUUCGAAAAAUUGAAAUAAGAUUUGUAUCGUCUACCGAACGGAAUGAGUGGUUACAGUGGUUUGAAAAGAUUUUCGCCGCCUUUCUGUUAGACUCUAUUCGUACAGGUUGUGAUUCAAAAUAUUCUAUCAAUGAUAUGAAGAAACUUGUAGAAGAUAGUAAUAGAGUUCUGCAAGAAAAACCACCACCCGCUGUAAUUGAAAGGUAUAUUGAUUUUUUUCUUAGUUCUGCAGGUCGCGAAGUUAUCGACAAAUCGAAAGAAAUGCAAGUUACAGAUCCGAGUGAUGUUCCUAAUGGUGGUAUUCUUCGUAUCGAAUUAGGGGAUGAUCAGUACGAAACUCGACGGUUUGCUUACAAAAAACGUGCAAAACGGUCUGAGUGUGGAGAUCAGGGGGGAGAAGAAGAAUAUAUCGUUAUGUAUCCAACUACUGUAUCUCAGCAUGUGAGGAUGGUUCCCAAGCAUAAAGUACCUAUAUCGCAGUUACGUGUCAUUGUAGAAGAAGAACACUGGGGAAAUACUUUUUUUCUUGAGCAAAGUGCGGGUGCCACAGAUUCUGAGAGAAAGUCUCUCUUUGGAGUUUACCCAGGGCAGCUCACUAGGCACCAGUCUUCAUACGCUACGAUACAGCCAUCUUCUAGCAAGGAUUUUGCUAUAACUGAGACGAUUAGGCUUCAAACGAAUAGUUUCCCAAAUCGUAUUAAAUGGCUUAAAUGGUUUGAGGCGGUUUUGCGUAAACCUGUUGUCUAUCUUUCCCGUGUUCGCGAAGAGAAAGAAGGACAACAAGAACCCUCCAGUAGCCCAAUACUAAGAGCCUCAUCACUCUUCCCAGAAUAG
Molecule: messenger RNA, 1533 nt
Organism: Trypanosoma theileri
Lineage: Eukaryota; Euglenozoa; Kinetoplastea; Trypanosomatida; Trypanosomatidae
Exons: 1
Coding region: 1-1533 (510 amino acids)
Source: RefSeq, a predicted model, not a curated record